AUGGAAGGCCAGGGAGAACCCCCCAACCAGCGCGCAGCGCUCCCCCUCGCGGCCGCGCCCGACGCCGCCCCUACGGUUCCCGGAGGCCGCAGAGAUUACUUCGGCCGCCUCCCCGACCACCUCCUCCUACGCAUCCUCCUCCGGCUCUCCACGGAGGAAGCCGCCCAGACGAGCGUCCUCUCUCAGCGAUGGCGCGGCGUAUGGGCUCAACUUCCCCGCCUCGAAUUCUACCAUGUGGAAUCCUCCGUGCCCGCCCGCGCCCUCGCCGUCUACGGGGAGCUCGACAUCGAGAGCCUCACCGUCUACUCAAACCAGAUGGACUGCCAGAGUACAGCCUCCUGGCUGUCCCUCGCCGCACCCCGCCUUUCCGGUAUGCUCUACUUCGACAACAAUCAUACUGUGUCGCAGGAGACGAUGCAGUCGUUUCUGCACGAAGACGACAACGAGGCGGUGAUGCAAAGAGGCUCGUUUGAGUUGCCGUGCUUCAAGAAAGCCACAGCCAUUCGGAUGGACCUUGGCUUUCUUGGCCUAGCGCUGCCACCGGCUGGCGUCUUUGAUGCGCUCAGGGUGAUGCGGCUGGUCAACUUCUGGUCCCGAGACCAAUUUGGUAUCAGCGAUACUGUGCUGCCGUCAUUGCAGGAGUUCUUCAUCCGCAGGGUCCGUGGGCUGACCGUACUCACUCUCAAAUCGAAGUCUCUCCUGGAUAUUCAUCUGUCCUUCCUUCCUCAGCUUCAGAAUCUUGACAUCGUGUCUCCAAGCCUCAACAAGUUAGAAGUGACGUUUUGCUUUUAUGAUGUGCCGGAAUCAAGGGCAAACAUUGCUGCCGAGAGAUUGGAGAUUCUCAGGUGGGAAGUACCUUGCGUUCCAGAUACUGUCAACCUCAGAAAGAUGUCAUCCAUCUGGGUGCUUGGAGCCCCUCCAGUAUCCACUCUUUGGCAGGAAACAAUUUCUGCUGAAUUUCUCAAUUGCUUUCAAGCAGUUGACAACCUUGAGCUCGAUAUGAUUUUUGGUGUGAGUUCCUCUUCUCUUUUACAGUACCUAAUUGUGCUUUCACAGUUUCACCAAAUCUUGGAAGUGGAAAAACAGGUAUAGUUGGAGCAGGAAAGCAGCAAUAAAAGUUAAGAGGCAGCACUUUUGGCAUUGUAGUACAAAAUUCAAGUGAUUUUGACUUCUCAGUAGGAUGUGUACUGGUAGUUUUGUAGUUUUUGGUGGAUAUGCAGGGAUUGCUAGAAAGUUUGCAUGGAAAAGUUUAAAUGUAAGGCUGCAGUUUUUCAGUCUGUCAGGUGUAAAUUAACUGUUCAUCAACAUUCAAUCUCUUAUUCAAUCACUGUAUCCGAUUAGUUAACUGCUGCGAUUGGAAACUCACUCAAAUAUUCAGUUCGCUGUCACUAGUCUUUAGUGCAUAACGUUUAAGUCUAAAAUUAUAUGUGCUAGUAUAUUGUGGAGGCUACAUAUUUUGGAUAUCCCUGUGGAUGAGUCCCUCUGAGUACUCGAGACUGGACAUAACAUUUUUACAUUCAAGCUACUUCAUAAUCUCAUCACUGGAGUUCAGAUGGUGUAUUGGCGAACUUAUGAAACUACUUUCUGUUUCUCGUUGACUUGUGCAAGCUGAUCUGACAAGCCUGGGAUGAAUGGGCGGCCCCUCUUGAUGGAAGACAUAACCAUCCGUUAUGUGCAAGUAUUAUGGUUAUACCUAGAAACAAAUGGCCACGUUUUUGAAGGAAGGGUGCUUCAAUUGCUCACAAGGUGUUCUGGUAUAAGAGAGCUGAACCUUUCAUUCCAACUCCGGGAAAAGUUGCAAUAUUUCUGCGCUCUGGACUGCAUCUGCCACGACGAGCCAACAGUGGGAGAUGCUAAGGCUUUUCAGAUGAAAACACUAAAUAAGCUGUAUAUUGUCAAUUUCCACGGGUCGCCUCGUGAAGUAUGUUUGGUGGAAGAGCUGGUGCUGAGGGCACCGAUGCUUCAGUUUCUCACAGUAAUUUCAAAGGUCAAGGAUCACUCGCUGGAGGGCAUUGAUGACAUACGCCAUCUGGAUUGUAAGUUUGAGAUUUUCUUGGAUACGGAGUAGAAAAGAAGAUGUUGAUCCCUGACUGCUCUUAGAACUCCGAAACAUACGUAUACAUGUACAUUCUACAUUUUCGGAAAGAACCAUCGUGUACACGGCUGGUGUAUUUGUAUGAUAAAUGAUGAUUGAGGUUGAAAAAUCUCGUAUAUUGGGUGCAUGAAUAUGGGUCA
Lolium rigidum is the source of this 2235-nucleotide messenger RNA. Its product is annotated as putative F-box/FBD/LRR-repeat protein At4g03220. Bases 1 to 1092 code for a protein of 363 amino acids. Gene Ontology annotation, molecular function: protein binding. Lineage: Eukaryota; Viridiplantae; Streptophyta; Magnoliopsida; Poales; Poaceae. The record is from RefSeq and is a predicted model, not a curated record. The transcript is spliced from 3 exons.